AUGACUGUCUUCUGGAUACCUGCUGCGUUCAUCCGCUGGGUUCGACUUAAGAUCUAUCAGUAUGAGGUGACAUUCGCUGUAUAUAUGCUUACCCCUACGGAGAAAUUCAUUUUCAACUCUAUCCUCCUCACCCUCAUCUCUAUGAUCCUUACCGCGGCCUACGUCUACCUGCCCGACCAUCUUCGGACAAUAUACGGCCACCUCUAUUACUACUGGGUCGGUGAGAGACCAAUUGUCUCGUCCGGAAUGGCGGCAUUAAGCACGGCCUUUCGCGAUGGUGGUACCCAGACCAUAGAGAUGAUGUACGAGACGGUCCAGAAUACUGCUGCAACGGCAGCAGCAACGGUACCGGAGUUGUAA
This is a messenger RNA of Aspergillus nidulans FGSC A4, 360 nucleotides long. Its product is annotated as serine palmitoyltransferase small subunit family protein. Bases 1 to 360 code for a protein of 119 amino acids. The record is from RefSeq and is a predicted model, not a curated record. Lineage: Eukaryota; Fungi; Ascomycota; Eurotiomycetes; Eurotiales; Aspergillaceae. Gene Ontology annotation, cellular component: endoplasmic reticulum membrane. The transcript has 2 exons.